This is a messenger RNA of Octopus bimaculoides (California two-spot octopus), 1827 nucleotides long. RefSeq names its product lateral signaling target protein 2 homolog. Gene Ontology annotation, cellular component: early endosome membrane. Gene Ontology annotation, molecular function: metal ion binding. Lineage: Eukaryota; Metazoa; Mollusca; Cephalopoda; Octopoda; Octopodidae. The record is from RefSeq and is a predicted model, not a curated record.
AUAAGGACGAACCAGGGAGAUCCGUAUUAUUGAUUUUUUUGUCAUUUCGUGACCCAAGCCGACGAUAGCUUAUGAAGGCGACCUCCCCCAGUCUUCACCAACUCUUACAUUAAUCAGACUUCGAAACAACUUGCUUGUUCAAGUGCACUCACUCAAAAACCGGAUGCCAGUAGGUUUCAGGGUCCAUCAGGAGAGAGAGAAAGAGAAUGUGCACUGUUUCGGGGCCUUCCUCUCGGCGGUUUUAACAGCGCACCGGUCCCGUUCGCUGAUGCGAGGCCCCGCCUACUGGAUCGACUGACUAGUAUUCGAUCUUAAGUCCAUGUCCGGGGGUCAUUAUCUCUAUUCAAAUAAGUGGAGUUGUGCAGGUCGGAAAUGCCAUAUAGGCAAAAUAGGGGCCUGCCCCCAACUCGCAACCUACACAUCACCUCUCUGCUAGUCAGGUUUCAUAAUUCGUUUAUCAGCCAAUGGCUGGCUCUCUCUCUCUCUCGACUGUCGCAGCCUCGACCAAACUCCGAUAUUGUCAUUAUACAUUAUAUUACGAGUUUACCGUGCAGGCGCAAUGGCCCAGUGGUUAGGGUAGCGGACUCGCGGUUUGGAUUCCCAGACCGGGCGUUGUGAGUGUUUAUUGAGCGAAAACACCUAAAAGCUCCAUGAAGCUCCGGCAGGGGGUGGUGGCGAACCCUGCUGUACUCUUUCACCACAACUUUCUCUCACUCUUACUUCCUGUUUCUGUUGUGCCUGUAAUUCAAAGGGUCAGCCUUGUCACACUGUGUCACGCUGAAUAUCCCCGAGAACUACGUCAAGGGUACACGUGUCUGUGGAGUACUCAGCCACUUGCACGUUAAUUUCACGAGCAGGCUGUUCCGUUGAUCGGAUCAACUGGAACCCUCGAUGUCGUAUAAGCGACGGAGUGCCAACAUAUGAGUUUACGGACUAAGCCGAUCCUAGAAUCUCACGUGGAUAAGAACAUCUGUAAAAAGACGGCACGUGAGGGAAAUAGGAACAGAACAGAAGAGUCGAGUCCAAGACAGAGCGGAAGUGACGUCAGCGCGAAGUCUGAUCGGUCCCUUUUGGCUCAAUUCUACUAUGCAGAUGAAGAGCUGAACAUGGUGGCUGCAGAGCUGGACAGCUUUGAUGGUCAUAAAGACCCUGAACGCUGCACACUCUUAGUCAACCAGUUACGUGGAUGUCAGGACAAAGUGCUCAACAUUAUCCAAAAGAUAAUGGAUAAAGCCAUUGACGUUGAUAGAGCGAACAGAGAUUUCCGUGUAAAAUUUCCAGAUGAUGUUUUGCAGGAAAGCCUUGCUGGUCAACUAUGGUUUGGAGCAGAGUGUUUAGCUGCAGGAUCGACCAUAAUGAAUCGAGAAGUUGAAAGUGCAAGUAUGCGACCUUUGGCCCGAGCACUAACCAAAAAUCUGGAUAGUUUACGCAGUAUAUUGCGGGAGCAAUGCUUAAAAAAUAUCAAUGUCUACACAGAACGAAUUAAAGAAGCAUUGACGAUAUUUGAUAAAUUGUUUGCUGAGUUUGAAUUGAGGUAUGGCAUUGAUUGUAUUAUUUCUUCAUUUGAAAGGUUUUGUUUCGCUUUUCUUAUUCCAAUUGCUUCAUGGAAGUAAUGCAUGUUAUAACAGCUGUACUGACUGUUUUGGUUCAGGAUAUUACUGUUAAUACAGCCAUCUGUAAAGUAAGUGGGUGUAUAACAUUGAUUCCCAACAUGGUCCCGUGGGCCCCCAGAGAAUUUUUAGUGGUCCCCAGAGAAUUCGUAGCCAUAAAAAAAUUGAAACACAGUAUUGCUCGAUAAUAAAGACACUGCUAGUUAAUAAUAAUCUA